This is a messenger RNA of Kluyveromyces marxianus DMKU3-1042, 648 nucleotides long. RefSeq lists its product as uncharacterized. The transcript has a single exon. Lineage: Eukaryota; Fungi; Ascomycota; Saccharomycetes; Saccharomycetales; Saccharomycetaceae. Bases 1 to 648 code for a protein of 215 amino acids. The record is from RefSeq and is a predicted model, not a curated record.
AUGAAAGUCAUUCUAGAAAAUGGCAAAUAUGCCAACGUUGCCCCCAAUUCAAACAAUACACAGACAACGAGUUCAAUGGAGAGAAACGAUGAAGCAAUUGUUGAAAACAAGUCAACCUCUUCCAAGAAAAAUUCAAGCGUGAGCAACAACGCUAAAAAUAAAUUGAUGUUGGUUAUGCAAGAUUAUAAGGAUGGCCAGAUUACUCGCAAGCGUGAAUAUUACAGCGAAGGAAAAUCGAAUGAGCCCAUAAUCAUUUUGAACAAAGUUGGAAAUGACAAAUAUAUCAAAGAUUCAGAAAAUAUAUCUGCUAUAAAAUCGGCGAGGGUUACAUCUUCAGAAGUAUCCAAGCCAACAACUCUGAAACACAACUCACGAAAGUUAGUUUUUAAGAGUUUUCUUUACCCCAACGUCAAACCUGCUAAUAGCCAAUCAAGAAAUACAUAUAUGAAGGGGUUAGAUGGUAGGGGAGGUAGCAAUAAGAAAUCUAAGAUUUUUAAAACUCUCAAGUACGUGGAUAGGUCAUUGUUGGUAAAUGACCAAAGCAACGUGAAGCCAACAUUUAAAAUAACAAGACCUCCAAUACUAGAACAGAAAAGGCCCGAUCAAGCUAGUCUUAUGGGACUUUUCCCUAGUAAACUAAACAAAUAA